UCUAAACUUGAUGCCUUUAUUAAGAUUUCUUCUAAACUAUAAGUAGUCUUAAUUAAUUACCCCAUACAUUUGCCUAUUUGAUAUAGCCAUUACUCGUGCACCAUCUCAUCCUAAGAAGGGUAUUAGUAUGGGUAGUGAAUUAGAUAUGAAUAAGCUUCCAAUAAUAGAUUUUAGGAAGGGAGAGUUGAAAGAAGGGAGUGAAGAAUGGAUAUCAUUGAGGGAGCAAGUGUACAAAGCAUUAGAAGAAUAUGGUUGUUUUGAGGCAUUACUUGAUGGAAUUCCAAAAGAGAAACUAUAUGAUAAGUUGAAACAACUUUAUAACUUACCUAAUUUGGACACCAAAUUUGAAAUCCCUCAAACUCCAUCAUCUACUGGCUACUUUAAGGAUCUCAUGCCACUUUUUAGGAGAAUGAGCAUUCAUGAUGUCCUCUCUCCUGGUGUUAUUGAAAGUUUUUUUUCUAACAUCAUUUGGCCUGAUCUUGAAGACACACAAUUUUGUGAUUUGGUGCAUUGUUACGCCAAAAGAUUAUUAGAAUUGAAUGAGAUGGUCAGAAAAAUGGUAUUUGAGAAAUUGGGGAUAUUUGAAAAACAUUGGGAUGAGCACAAAAAUUCAACAAACUGCUCACUUGGCAUGUUGCAUUACAGAGCCCCUAAAGUUGAUGAGACAAAUGUUGGACUACCUCCUCAUACUGAUAGAGUUAUUACAGCUAUUUUAAGCAAACAUCAAUCUGGUGCAAGUGGUUUGCAAAUUAUGAAGAAAAAUGGGGAAUGGAUUGAUGUUGAAUAUUCAUCACCUCAUUCAUUCAUAUUCCUUGUUGGUGACAUUUUGACUGCACUUACAAAUGGUAGGUUGCCUUGUCCAUACCAUAGAGUGAAUAUGGGAAAUACAGAGAGAUAUUCCAUGGUGAUUUCGGCAGCUGCGAAAGAAGGGUAUGUCAUAAAAGUGCCAGAAGAACUUGUUGAUGAAGAUCAUCCUUUGCUUUAUAAGCAGUUUGAUGCUCUCAAAUACUAUCAGUAUUGUCUCUCAGGGGAUUAUAAACAUGGUGCUCCCACACUUGAGGGCUAAUGUGGCGUCUAAGCUUUUAUAAUCAUUAUAUGGAUCUGGUUACCCGCAUGGUUCGGUUUAAAUCGGUUUUCUUCGGAAAAAAAAAAUUUAAUUAUUUAAGUCUUUUUUGACCUAAUGAUCAAUUAUUGGAGUCCUUGUAGUGCAUUGUGUUGCUACCUAUUUGGAUUGUUGUUGUCAAUUUUAUUGUAUCGUAAUAUUCAUUUUUAUAUAACAAUGAAGAGUCUUAUUUCAUGUAACGAUUGAUUUGAUGUGAUCGCGUAGUUAUCUUCUUUUUCUUUUAAUAAUUUUAUUUUAUUAUUUAUU
Molecule: messenger RNA, 1369 nt
Organism: Capsicum annuum
Lineage: Eukaryota; Viridiplantae; Streptophyta; Magnoliopsida; Solanales; Solanaceae
Product: probable 2-oxoglutarate-dependent dioxygenase AOP1
Exons: 3
Coding region: 128-1066 (312 amino acids)
Molecular function (GO): dioxygenase activity
Source: RefSeq, a predicted model, not a curated record